Messenger RNA from Rhagoletis zephyria (snowberry fruit fly), 915 nucleotides. RefSeq names its product aaRS-interacting multifunctional protein 3 (gene AIMP3). Gene Ontology annotation, biological process: positive regulation of DNA damage response, signal transduction by p53 class mediator. Gene Ontology annotation, cellular component: aminoacyl-tRNA synthetase multienzyme complex; nucleus; cytoplasm. The record is from RefSeq and is a predicted model, not a curated record. Lineage: Eukaryota; Metazoa; Arthropoda; Insecta; Diptera; Tephritidae.
CAAAGCUCGUUAAACAGCUGUUAGUAAAUAUUUAUCUUCACGUGGGAAGGCGAAAAAGCUUCCCAAUUGUCCAUUUUCUGGUUAAUAAAUAAAAACAAAUAGCAAUUUUUCAAAAUGUGCGAAGUUGAGACAAUAACCAAAAUCGCCAACUCCCUCGGAGUACCAGCUGGCGAUGUAAAAUUGAAUUCAGAGAAGGUAGUAACUCGCACAAAAAAUAGUAAAACUGUUUCGGGCUUUGCCACUAUUCUAAAUAAUCUUGCACAAGAAUCAAAAUCUGAGAUAGCACUAAACAGUGCAGCAACUCGAGAAAUCAGCGCUGAAGUCUAUCAGUGGAUUGAGUUUGCAGUAUUGUAUGUGGCACCAGGCUCCAAGGACAAGCACAUCUCACAGCAACUGCUGCGUGAUUUCAAUAAACUUUUCACCACUAAAUCGUAUUUAGUGGGUUAUUUCAUAACUAUAGCGGAUUUAGCUAUAUUCUUUGCAAUCUACGAUUUAGUGAAAUCCCUUACGCCCCUCGAGAAAGAGAACUACUUAAACCUAUCACGCUGGUUCGAUCAUCUACAACAGAGGCCAGAAAUAAGCCAAGGAGAUAGUCUACUAAAUUUUAACACAAUAUAUCUGCAUGGUUGGGCGACAGGAACUCAUGUAUAAAGCCUAUCCCCGGAGUAUUGGCCUACAUUUAAAGAAAAGCAAAUAUGAAUACCACGUAUGAAAAUGUGUACGUAUUUAUUCGAAAUAACUUAUUGUAUUACAUAUUAAAAUAUGCUCAACCCUUCGAUUUACAAUCAUUAAGUAAAAAUUAUAAAACAAUUUUAAGUUCUUUGCAUAAUACGCAUUUUAAAUUCAGUAUUUUGCCAGCUAAUUAAUAUUGUUGAAGUAAAUGUUAAUACAAAAGCCGUAAUUUUCACUUUCUCA